Messenger RNA from Periophthalmus magnuspinnatus, 5226 nucleotides. RefSeq names its product sine oculis binding protein homolog (Drosophila) a (gene sobpa). NCBI's taxonomy places the organism in Eukaryota, Metazoa, Chordata, Actinopteri, Gobiiformes, Gobiidae. The record is from RefSeq and is a predicted model, not a curated record. Gene Ontology annotation, biological process: animal organ development. The transcript has 8 exons. Gene Ontology annotation, cellular component: nucleus. The coding region runs from base 239 to 2896 and encodes 885 amino acids.
GACUCACAGCGGCGGCUCACCACUGGCGCACGGACCGUGGAGGAGGAGACGGGCAGAAGAUGGCUGACUUAGCCGGGCACCGAGAGCCCUCGGCGGCAUCACCAACGUCACAUGGGCCGCUAAAACGCUGCGAGACCCCCGCCGUCUGGCCACUGUAAACAGCUGCUGCCUCCGUAACCCUCCUCCUCCUGUCCCUCCUCACCGCAAAUAUUGACAGAAGAAGUAUCAGAGAGAAAACAUGGCAGAGAUGGAAAAAGAGGGCAGACCUCCGGAAAAUAAGCGCAGCAGAAAACCAGCUCACCCGGUGAAGAGGGAAAUAAACGAGGAGAUGAAGAGUUUUGCGGAGAACACCAUGAAUGAGCUGCUUGGCUGGUACGGCUAUGACAAGGUGGAACUGAGAGAUUCAGACCAGCUGGACAUCGAGACGCCACAGCACAUCUCUGUACUCAAAGAAAACUCAUUGCCAAAACUCAGCUCUUCUUCGGAAGGGGGUGGUGAAUGCUCUCCGGAUGGGGCCAACAGUUCACACUCUCAGCCCGCCAACAGGAAUGGAGUCACUGAAGGCUCCAGUGCAGCGCUCUCUUCAGGCCCAAAGGAGCACAGCGGCCUGCCCAUCAUUGUGCCCAUGGUCCCUCCCCCACUCAUCAAGCCCCCCACAGACGAAGAUGCCUCUAAUGUCCAAAUCAUGUGCGCCUGGUGCCAGAAGGUCGGAGUCAAGCGCUACUCCCUCAGCAUGGGCAGCGAAUUGAAGAACUUCUGUAGCGAGAAGUGCUUUGCUGCCUGUCGCCGCGCCUAUUUCAAAAGGAACAAGCUGGGAUAUAUAAGGAAUUACAUUGCCUCGCGAGAGGAGGACGGCCUCGGUGGGAAAGUCCCCCAGCAUCACAGCUUUGCUCAGGACACGCCCAGGCUAGUCUUCAAGACAAACAGCGAUGUGCUUGUGUGUGACUGGUGCAAACACAUUCGACACACAAAGGAGUAUUUGGACUUUGGAGCCGGGGAGCGGAGGCUGCAAUUUUGCAGUGCCAAAUGUCUCAACCAAUACAAGAUGGACAUUUUCUACAAGGAGACCCAGGCAGCACUGCCCGCGGGACUGUGUAACCCGGGCCACCCUUCAGCAGGGGACAGUAAGGCCGACUGUGGAGGAGGGAUGCAGCUCCUCACCCCAGAAUCCUGGGGCUCACCUCUGGCUGACCUGAGGAGGAAGGCCCCAUCACCCGGGGGUCCAUCCAGCUCCUCUGUCCUGGGCACUACCACCUCCUCUGUCACCUCUCCUUCAGACAACAGUGCAGUCUGUUCUCCAUCCUCCUCUUCUGCAAAGAUCCCCACACCCAGACCACACGAGAGCCCCACCCUUGCACCACCACCUGUCCCUGCUUUACACCCACCUGUGGGGAUGCCGUCUGGCAGCCCCCCUAUGGUCAUGACCCCCCGGGGCCCCAUGCCAUUGCCUCUUUUUAUGGAGCAUCAGAUGAUGCAGCAGAUGCGACCACCAUUCCUGCGCCCCUCUCAUCCUGGUGGACCCAACAGUCCUCUGUCUAUCCCCGGUAUUGGACCCCCCCCUCCCCCCAGAACCCUGGGUCCACCGUCCAGCCCCAUGCACCGACCACUACUGUCACCACAUGUCCACCCUGGUUCAAACCCUAAUCCUGGUAUGAUGCCCCCUCAUCCGGGAAUUCCUAUGACUGGCCUCCCCCCAUUUCCCCCAGUCAACAUGAUGCACAAUGGUCCAAUCCACCUGCCUCCUAUGAUGAACUUUGGUAUGCCAUCUUUGGCUCCUCUGGUGCCCCCACCCACCCUUCUAGUUCCAUAUCCAGUCAUAGUUCCUCUUCCUGUUCCCAUUCCUAUUCCCAUCCCCAUCCCCAUGAACCCUAAAAGCCCAAGGGACCAACCCGAAAGCAGUGGACAUGUCCACCCCAGCCCACGGUCCUCUGAGACAUCCUCUUCAGGAGGCCCUACUGUGGGGGCCACUGGAGGGGACAGAGAUGACCCGUCUGGGGUGGAGCACUUGUCUCCUGGAUGCGUCUCUUCAGAGAGGACCAGGACGUCUAAAGGUGACUUAUUUGUGAAGACUGAGGACAAUUCAGGGACCUCUUGUAUGACUGGCAGCUCCAAAUCCAUGGAUGGAGUCAUUGAUCUAACUGUGGGCCAGAAGCAGCAUAUUGCUAACAGUGGUGCAGUGGGAGAGGUUCAGGUCAAAAUGGAGGUGGAGUCCACGUCUCCACAUACAGACGGACAGUGUAAAGAGGUAAAAGACUGGGCACAAGGGGGUGCUUCAGAGCGGGAACAUAAAGCUAAAAGAAAUGAGGGGGGCUCAGAAACGCACACAUUGGGAUCCUCCACUCCUUCCUCCACAAACAACAGUCCCCACCACAACUCUAAUCCACCAGUGAGCCAGCAGAACUCUUAUAUUUCUAACCCUAGUCCACAACCGACCCGGAGUCAGCUCCACACCCCAGUGCAGGAUCAAAGUGGUCCUGCUGCACUCUGUAAUGUGAUAGUCAAUGGGACAGGGUGGCAUCCCGUUCUGCCACCUGCCACCUCAGAGGGUCAUUCAGCACCAGCCAAUGGAGAGCUGGAACGGGAUGCACUAAAGGAGAACAACUGCUCGGUGGCUGGGUGGGACCCGGGCAAGAGGUCAGGGCCAGCUGAGGACUCGAAUCUAAAAGAGAGUAAAGUGGACCCAGACUCUAAUUUGGAGGAGGGGGAGCAUGCAUACGCAUUGCCUCUGCUGUCCACUGGGGGCUGUGUGGUCAUCCAGCCUGUGCCAAAGAGCGGCACAGACAAAACGGCUUUCCUCUCCUGCUCCAUCAGUGCUCCUCUGUCUGGCUCCUGCAGCCCGGAGCUCGAGCCCCCACUCAAGAGAAGGUGCCUGCGAAUCCGCAAUCAAAACAAAUAAGAUGGUUGCUCUGACGACUGCAGUGCCAUCAGUGACAAUUGAUCAUUCUCUGAUCUUCAGCUUUGACCCUUCGGCUGUUCACCAACACAAAUACACUCUUCAUUUCACCCUACCCAUCACUCUAUGGUACCAGCACUUCAAAUCAGCUUUCUACACACCAACCAAGUAUGGAUAUAAAAGUAAUCGGCCUCCUAUAAUGAUUAUCUUCAACUGGACUCUGCUCACUCACUUCUUUUUACAUUUACUCUCUCAGCCCACACUGCCGCUUGCAGCAAUUUUAAAUUAUAUUUCAUGUCAGUGUUAGAAUUGCUUCCCUUUUAGAUUAUCCCUCAUUCAUUACCAGCAAACAUGAUGUCAAAUUGCCAGAUCCAUAAAAAUAACUGAAUGUGCAAUAUAUUUUAUUAGUUACUAGAGUAUGGCAAGUAUGAUAAAAUGUUCACCAGCAAAAUGGUUGAUAACAAUUCCCAUAUUUUUUAUUUCUAUGGCACUUACCAGUUGUGAACGUAAGUAACAGACAUAAGUGACUAGAGUGGAGCUGUCGUCAUAAUCAUUCCUGUGACAUCCACACAAAAUGCUCUCUGCAGUGUGUGCUUAAGCAGUAAGCUUCACACUGGCUAUAAUAAGGGGCCCUGCUGCUUAAGAACAUUUCAAGGCUGAGUGCGUCUGAAAGAAGUCCGUGGCACUGUAAAACUCUGCCAACCUGCGACGGGCACUUACAACUGCAGGGCCAGACUUCAUCUUCUCUAUAAUGCAUUUGCACUGAUGUUCCUGUAAUGUUGGACUUUUGGGUCUGAAUGCUCGCAAUUUAAAGGUACGCUUUCACUAAAUUCCUCUCCCAAACCACAACUCAGCAAAAAGCACAAUGAAAUGCAAAGUCGAUUUGAUGUUUUUCUCUGCCAAGAUAAUUUGCCAAUAUGAUUUAAGCCAAUGGUGUUUUUGCUGUAAUGCACUACAUAGGUGCACUGUCACCUAUCUCAUUUCAAAGCCUCUGAGAUUAGAUGCCAGGUAAAACAGUCAGAGCAUUUGCAUUAUUAGACUUAAGCUCCACUGUACCAAUCCAAGGCAAGAAGCAUUUUUUAUUUGCCAAAAGUGACUAAGGUGUUGAAACAAAACCUGUUUUCUGUUUAGAUCUCAUAAUUUUGAGUUGCCAAAAUAAUUUGAUGAAGAAAAUACAUUGUUUAUCAAGCGCAUAUAAACAUGCAAAAAUAAAGCACUUACAAAUAGCUAUUGAAUUUAUACUGAAACUAAAAUGCACUGUUCUGUCAAUAGUGAAAAAUGUUGUUAUACUCUUUUGUCCAAUGUGUAAUUUUAGUGUAAAACAACUGCUUUGAAGAAUCAGAUUUACAACAAGAAAUUAAAGUCACCUUGUCUCUCACUAUGAAAUGACUUGUACUCUGCAGUGAUGUGCAGGUCCAAGUAGAAUGGCUCCAUUUAGGUGUAUCCAAAUUGUCAUCCAAGUAUAAUCUAAAGCAAAGCAUUUAUUUAUUGUUCCUUUCCUAGUUUGCCUGUGCCAUGCUUGACACUACCAUGCCCAUCACAUCCUCCCUCACAGACUAAACACUGAGACAAGUCUAAUCAUACUUUCAUACUGUACCAAUUAGUGUUGCAGGGUGGCAAACGAAGGGUUAAUUCUCAUGCAAUCUUGGACUACUGACAAGUUUUGUGGUGAUAAACAGACUUAUAAAUCUUGAGCAUUCCUUUUAGAGAUGGACUACAGGCCUGGUCAUCAGCCUGAAAUAUGCAACGUCAACUAACUCUAACCCCAAUCGGGACAAGACGUCCACAAACAAGACUUUGUGUUAAUCAAAACAACUGAGAAGUUGCCUUAACUCUUGCUUGUAUAAUCUUUACAGUUAAGACAAUGAGAAGAAAAUCUCCCUUCUUUGUACAACAUGAAAUAAAGCAGAAACAAUUUUGUUAUCUUGCUAGUGUCAAUGUAUAGAUGAUCAGCUUUUCUGUAACUUGUAUGGGCUGUCACGUUUUGCUAAGAAUCUCUCCCUUAUUCCCUGUUCCUAAACAUUUGUUCAACAUUUUAAAUUGUGGUGGUCUGUCAAUUUUUUUGUGUACAUUUUAUAGUAUUAUUUAUUGUUGACAGGUUUUUCAAGGUUUGACCUGACCAUUCAAUUUCAAUGUAAAUGCCCAGUGAACAGUGAAUCACUUUUUUAACUGGAGAAAAUAAUGUUUUAUUUUUUUUUUUUUUUUCUUAUGAAGUAACAUGUACAUAACGUGGCCAAAUUGCUUUGGAAAAGACUCAUUUUUGUGUUGUAACCAUAAUUGUUUAAUUCAGUAAAUUGCUCAUGAUGACAAAUAAAUAAGAGACACAAACUGGC